CAGCUGUUUCUCUCUUCAUGAUUUGCAUUAUACCCACACCAAACCUUAUGGCAAAAACUCCCUUCCUCCCUGUUAUGUUUCUGCUGCUAUUUGCUACCUUCAGAGCUACUUUGUCUGCCAACAUAACCACGGAUGAAUCCACCCUUUUAGCCAUAAAAUCCCAUAUAACUCAUGAUCCACAUAAUCUCUUAGCAACCAACUGGUCCACUUCUAUCCCUGUUUGCAAUUGGAUUGGUGUCACUUGUGGAUCCAGACACCACAGAGUUACUGCUCUGAAUUUUUCAAGUAUGGAUCUCACGGGCAUCAUCCCAUCUCAAUUAGGAAAUUUAUCUUUCCUUGCCUACCUCAACAUUCGUCACAAUAGUUUCCAUGGCUCUUUACCUACUGAGUUAGCCAAUUUGCAUCGGCUGAAGUAUUUGAACUUUGGAAACAACAGCUUCAGUGGAGAAAUCCCAUCAUGGUUUGGUUGUUUUGCUCAUCUUCAAAGCUUGUUGUUGUACGGUAACAACUUCAUGGGUGUUAUCCCGUCCACUCUUGGCAAUUUGUCAAAACUUGAAACGUUGGCCUUCUACAACAACAACCUCGAAGGACAAAUCCCUAUGUCUAUGGGAAACCUUUCAAACUUGAAAGUGCUAUACCUCGAUGAAAAUUAUCUUUCAGGCCAUUUACAGUCGAGAAUAUUUGAUAACCUAUCUAAAUUGCAAGAAUUAAAUUUGAUUGGGAAUCAUAUUUCUGGUAGCAUUCCUAAUAGUUUAUUCAAGUGCAAAGAGUUGAGGUAUUUAUUAUUGGGGAACAACUCUAUGGAAGGAAGUAUACCCAUGGAAAUAGGAAAUUUGACAAUGCUCCAAUAUUUGCAUCUUGGUUACAACAACCUCAAAGGUUCUAUUCCUUCGUCAAUCUUCAACAUUUCCUCUUUGCUACAUAUUUAUCUGGGAUACAACAAUCUCUUUGGUUCACUCUCUUCCAAUACGUUCGAUCAUCUUCCUCAAUUAUCUUAUCUUGAUUUGAGCGCGUGUCAACUUAAUGGGAGAAUUCCAAUGAGUUUAUUCAAAUGCAAAGAGUUGGAAUAUGUACAUUUGGGUACAAAUCAUUUAGAGGGAACCAUACCAUUAGAAAUCUCAAAUUUAACUUCACUUAAAGUUUUCGUCAUCCAAUUCAACAACUUUUCAGGUACAAUUCCAUCGGUUAUCGGAAAUAUAACUUCUUUAGAGAUCAUUAAUUUUUUGGAUAACAACUUGACAGCUGUUAGAGAGUGA
This is a messenger RNA of Hibiscus syriacus, 1256 nucleotides long. RefSeq names its product LRR receptor-like serine/threonine-protein kinase GSO2. Gene Ontology annotation, molecular function: protein binding. Lineage: Eukaryota; Viridiplantae; Streptophyta; Magnoliopsida; Malvales; Malvaceae. The transcript is spliced from 6 exons. The record is from RefSeq and is a predicted model, not a curated record. The coding region runs from base 18 to 1256 and encodes 412 amino acids.